Molecule: messenger RNA, 2899 nt
Organism: Drosophila takahashii
Lineage: Eukaryota; Metazoa; Arthropoda; Insecta; Diptera; Drosophilidae
Gene: pav
Product: kinesin family member pavarotti
Biological process (GO): microtubule-based movement; mitotic spindle midzone assembly
Cellular component (GO): nucleus; microtubule; kinesin complex
Molecular function (GO): ATP hydrolysis activity; microtubule binding; microtubule motor activity
Source: RefSeq, a predicted model, not a curated record
AUGACAGGCCUGACAAGAUCGUCUCUAGCUUUGAAAUUACCCAUUUGCAGACCCAGGACGCCGAUGCGCGUCGUUCCGAAAACGCCGAGAUUGCAACAAACUACGGAGAAACUACGACGAGACACCUCCGAUAAGGCCAGGGAUCCGGUGAACGUGUUCUGCCGCGUGCGACCCCUGCAAUCCGAUGCGGAUUUGGCCUCCUUGCGAGUGAAGAACUCCACAACGAUCGCUUUGAAUCCGCAGGAUCAGCUGCUGCAGCACCACAAAAUCGCACAUAAUGGCGGAGGUCAGCGGGAGAUUCAGUACAUCUUCAAGCACGUCUUCCAGCCGGAGGCCACGCAGCAGGAUGUCUACGGUUCGGUGGCCCAGCCGCUGGUGGAGAAUCUUCUGAAGGGUCGCAACAGUCUGCUUUUCACCUAUGGAGUCACUGGGAGUGGGAAGACCUACACCAUGACGGGGAAUCUAAAGCACAGGGGCAUCAUGCCGCGCUGCCUGGAUGUGCUUUUCCGUACCAUCUCGGAUUACCAGGCCAAAAAGUUUGUCUUUAAACCAGAUAAGCUGAAUGGUUUCGAAAUCCUGUCCGAGGAGGAUGCUCUCCUAGAACGACAGCACGAGAUGAACCAGCGUUUUGCGGGCGCCGGACGAUUUGCCUUCAGGCACAAGGACUCCGAUCCCGAGAUUGCCUCGCAGGCCUCCGUGGAGCCAACACCUCUACUAGGUUUGGAUGAGGACAACAUGUACUCGGUGUUUGUGACCUACAUAGAGAUUUACAACAACAGUGUUUACGAUUUGCUCGAGGAUUCGGGUAUACAGAAGACUUUGCAGAGCAAAAUCAUUCGUGAGGAUGCCAAUCGUCACAUGUUCGUCCAUGGCGUCACCGAGGUGGAGAUUAAGACCGUGGAGGAGGCCCUCGAGGUCUUCCAAAUGGGCCAGAAGCGCAAGCGCAUGGGACACACUGUUUUGAAUGCUGAAUCCAGUAGAAGUCAUUCCGUAUUCAACAUACGAUUAGUGCAGGCGCCCACCGACAGCCAGGGCGAGAAUGUCGUCCAGGACAGGCAGAAUAUCACGGUUAGCCAGCUGUCCCUGGUGGAUUUGGCGGGCAGUGAGCGCUCCUCGCGCACCAAAAACACCGGCGUGCGUUUGCGAGAGGCUGGCAACAUCAACAACUCGCUGAUGACGCUGCGCACUUGCCUGGAAUAUCUGCGGGAGAAUCAGUUGGCGGCGGGAAAUGGCUUGGCUCCGAAGAAGAUUCCCUAUCGCGACUCCAAGAUCACUCAUAUGUUCAAAAACUACUUUGAUGGCGAGGGGCAGGUGUCCAUGAUUGUGUGCAUUAACCCCAGGAUUGAGGAUUAUGACGAGAAUAUGCAAGUGAUGAAGUUCGCCGAGAUGACGCAGGAGGUGCAAAUAGCUCGGGCCACUCCCAUGAAGCAGGAUUUGGGUCUAACUCCCGGUCGCCGCAAGGCCAACAAACUAUUCAAGAUUGCUGUUAAUAAUCUAAAUGAGCUGGGCAUUCCGGAGGCCAAGGAUUUGGAGGUGGAUAUAGGAUUGGUCUACAGUUUGGGACCCGAUUUUCCCGCCUACGAAAUGGACAGUCCCGAGGCGGAGCUAAAGAUCCGCGAGCUAAUGCAUUAUUUAGAGCAACGUAUAGAAAAGCGAAAGAAGCUGCGCGCCAAUUUGGAAAUUAAGAGUGACAACUUCCGUCAAAUGCUGAUGAACCUUGACCGUGACAAUCUUCAGCUGCGCACAGAGCUCGCUUCGUUAAAAGCCGUCUACAAACAGGAGCGCGAACGCAGCGCUGCCCUCGAGAAGAAGGUGCGCAUCCACGAGAGCUCCAUCGAUGUGCUGAACAACACGCUGAGCAAGCGCGAAAGGCAGGUGGAGGAGCUGACUUUUAAGCUCAAUGAGAAGGAGAAUAUGCUCACCCAGAAGGAGCACGAGAAGGAGAAGCAAAAGAAGAAGUUCAGCUCCAAGCUGGCCGUGGAAUCGGACAAAAACAAGCGAGAGUUUGAGCACAAGCUGCGCGAACAGCGUGCCAAGUUGCAGGAACGCAUGCGCAUCAAGGACGAAAAGUUGCGCCUGGUAUCGAAUAUUCUCCAGUCCGAAGAUCUGCCCAGUUUGCCGCGUUCCCAGAGCUCCGAGAAUAUACUGAACGAAAAGGAUCGCGGUGGAUAUACAGCGCGCACCGAGGAGUCUUCGGUGCCGGCCACAAGAACGGAUAUCUAUGCCACGCCGCGUCAUGGAGCUGCAGCGGCUAACAAUCGCCACCGACGCUCUCGUUCCGCCGGCGACAAGUGGCUGGAGCACCGGGCCGCCAAUCCCGUGCCUCUGGGCACCAUUAUGCAGCCGUAUCUGAAGAACCGCAAAUCAGUGACGAAGCUAACCGACAUGAAGGAGCUGACUGCUCAUGGAACAACCAAGUACUGCCUGGUCUCACAGGAUGCGGAUACGGAUGGCGAUGUGGAGACGAAGUUGUACAAGGGUAACGUAAUACCCACUUGCGGCGGUGGUGCCCAAGUCGUCUUCAACGAUGUGGAGUGCCUGAAGCAGAAAUCCCCUGUUCACUCGCCCACGCGAAAGCGACCAAGCAAUGGGACCAUUUCCGCUCUGGGCGGCGGCGGUGCAGUGCCCAGCACAAUCACCUCGGCUCAGGACGUCGCCUCGCGCUGCAAUCUCGGCAUCGAGGGACACAGCAGCAAGAAGUCAAAGAUGUAGAGAGGAUGGAAAUUGAAUACUUCAAGUCAAUUACACAGUUUAGCUUAUAGUUAUUUAGUUUGCAUAACUUAAAUUUAAGUUUAUUACUUACUACUCACACCCUUUAUGGUUUUGGAAUUGAAUCGCAAUGAAGUGAUUUGUUUGAUUAAAAUGAAGAAUGGUUAAUCUGUAUAAAUUACCCCGUAAA